AUGACUGAUUUUGGUGGAACUUUUUCUCGAGCUGUAUCACUUUUUGUGGCUGGAAAGACUGACAAUGAGAAGCUAGCCUCCUUGCUAAUAAUAGCAAAGUUGCUUAAGGAACAAGAGACUGACCAGUUGACACGGAGAAAGAUAUUUGAGAAAAUCGGAUUUGAUUUUAUAAAUCGCUUACUCAUUACUGAAUCUUCAGAUUCUGAAGCUUUAGCUUCAGUUGCCGUGGCCAUUUUGUCAUCUUAUUGUUCCGAUCCUGAACUAGCUCUUCAUCCUCAAAUCACAUCGAAACUUCCUUAUUUUAAUAAAUUCAUAUCAUCCAACGUAUGUCCUGUGGGUGUGGUCAAUGAUUCGCUAUAUUGCAUUGAAGUUUUUGUGUCUGUUGAUAAAGGACGGCAGUAUCUUUGGAGGUAUAAUACACUGCUCUCACUCAUUCAAUGCUUUAUCAAUUACGAAUCAUAUCGUGAAGUGUCAAAACGUAUCAUUAUAUCUCUCUUGGCUGAUUUGGAUCAAGUUAAGUCUAACACUGAUUUGAUACUGGAAUCAGUUCAAUACCUAACUAAUGAGAUCAAGUUAAGACAGUGUGAGCUGAAGUUUGAACUGUGUCAGCUUUUACUUGAUAUGAAUCAAUGGAUUGGAGAAUAUUUAACUCACAACAAGUGGUUAGUAGACAUUGGAUCUGCUCUUAGCGACAUACUUCACAGUAGAUUAGAUGUUGUUCAUCGUCAUGUUGGCCUAAUGUUACUAUGCUCUCUGUGCCAGAUGCAUGGCUGCCACUGGUUACUUGAAGUACCACCUAAAGAAGGAAAGAGUAAAAGUUCCUUUCUUUUACUGGCAGUACAUCUAGUCGGCAUAGAGAUUAAUAUUUUACUGGAGACAGACUCCAUUUCUCCUCAAGCGAGUCCUACCUCGUGCUUUGUGCCUUCACUCUCUCUUCUCAUAUCUUGUUUCUCUUUUAUUGAGCAAAGUAUUGUAUUUGUAGCUGACUCCAGUGAAGAGGAGGAGGAGGAGCAAAAGGGACAAGAAGGAGUGAGGAAUCUUCCUUCAGAAGAGGAUCUCUUACAACUGCAUUCAGCUUUACUAGAAUCCAUGACCAAUAUUGUCAAACUCCUUCAGAGAAUUACAAAAGAUUUUUUUCAGAAUCAUGAAACAUGUACUACAGAACAAAACCCGUUUCUAAUACCAGCCAUACGAGUUUUUGGUGCUUGGCUGGCCGAAGAUUCUCUCUCACUUAUGUCUGAAGUAUCUCUGCUCAUCCCUUUUCUUAUUCAGUAUUGUGAUCAUGAUAAAGGUGGAGGAGUUGACAUUGUCAAGUUCUUGGUUCCAGGUUUUAUGAAUUUGAUUCAUCAAAGUGAUGUUCUUUCCAUUGAUGAAAAGCUUAUUGGAGUUUUAUUGAAAUAUGCCACAUCCCUUUUGGCAAGGCUAGAUGAUGUUACUGUACAAUCACAAUUGCAGAUGUGUGUAUCGUUAAUGAUAAGUAUCUGUGAGAAAGUGGAAGAGAAGAAGAAGGAACUGACUAGUCCUUUGUGGACAGAGUGGCUGAGAAUCCUUUCACAAUUAAUAAAGAGCACUUUUGUUAAAGAUUUUAUUACUCAACUGAUAGUUCUGUAUCUCUUUAUAUUGAAACAAACCACAAAGCAAGAUUUGUAUAUUGGUGACAUCAAAAGUUGCAUCGACAUUCUUAUGAAAUUGUCUUGUAAUUAUCUAACGCUUGAGACCAACAGCAGCUGUAGUAACAUGACUCAAGACAUUACCACAAAAGAGGAGAGGAUGAGAUCAAGUGACAGUAAAGAGAGGAUUGACCUUGUGGAACGAGCUUCCUCUCGGAAUGUAGAUUGUCAUAUAUUGCAGCUGGGAUUAAAGCAGCUAUCAGUACUAGUAUCAGUAAAUCAUGAGAUAAAAUCUUUAGUUACUGGAUGUCCUUCCUUACCAUCAUUACAACAAUUAUACAACAAUCUCUCAGAAGCGAGAGAAGAGGUUGAUCAGAUGGGAGAGUGGCAGCUUCAUGAAGACAAUGAUCAAUUUGUAUCAAGUGUAAAUAUAUUAUUAAGAAAUUGUAAAAGAUAACUGAAUAAUAAUGAAUGAUA
This is a messenger RNA of Amphimedon queenslandica, 2087 nucleotides long. Its product is annotated as neurochondrin-like. The transcript has 16 exons. Bases 1 to 2067 code for a protein of 688 amino acids. The record is from RefSeq and is a predicted model, not a curated record. NCBI's taxonomy places the organism in Eukaryota, Metazoa, Porifera, Demospongiae, Haplosclerida, Niphatidae.